This is a messenger RNA of Paramecium octaurelia, 494 nucleotides long. NCBI's taxonomy places the organism in Eukaryota, Ciliophora, Oligohymenophorea, Peniculida, Parameciidae. The record is from the annotation of a GenBank genome assembly.
AUGAUUUCUUAGCAAUUAAAGGCAGGAUUCUAUGAUAAUUCAAUUCCUAAAUUUAAAAUAUAAUUGACUAAUCGUCCUACUUAUGAAAAACAAUCGAUGAAUCUAAGAAAAAAAAUGUAGAUUGGCAUCUAAAAAGAGUCAACUUAAAUCUAACAGUUAUAGAAAUAACAAAAUCAUUUGUGGAGAUUAAGGGUUUAGAAUACUUAAGAAUAUCAUAAAAAGUAGUGCAAUCUAAUAUUUCGAUCAAAUACAAUUAAUAUUAAGAAUUCUAAUUCAUUAAACAGCCAAAAAUAUGUUCAUUUGAUAUAUAACAGUCCUUAAAAAGCAAUCACAGAAAGGGGGAGACAACAGAAGCCGAAUGUAAAAAUAGUUUCAAUUAAUUUAAGGAAAUAGGAUUAAUAAAUAGAUCCUUGGAUUGUCAAAAUAUGACUGAAAUAUUGAAUGAUAGAAAUUAGAUAUACAAAAGAAGAACCUUAAGAUUAAGCUUGGUUUGA